Dermacentor silvarum is the source of this 1995-nucleotide messenger RNA. Its product is annotated as transcription factor SPT20 homolog. Lineage: Eukaryota; Metazoa; Arthropoda; Arachnida; Ixodida; Ixodidae. The transcript is spliced from 2 exons. The coding region runs from base 23 to 1891 and encodes 622 amino acids. The record is from RefSeq and is a predicted model, not a curated record.
UGCGCACAUCGAGUCUAAAACAAUGGUGCGUGCACUGUCGAUCUUCGUGCUCGUCAUUGCGCUGGCCUGCGUAGCCUCCUACCCGUCAUCGCGCCGACAACGAGGACGCGAACGUGGUGGAUGGCGCAGUGGGCAAGGUGGAGACGCGGGGCUAGUGCAACAGCGACAGCAGAAGCAGGAGGAGGAGGAGCAUCAGUUGCAGCAGCCACAAAUACAGCAGAAGCCACAGCCGCCGCCGCAACUGGGACAGCAGCAAGAACAGCAGCAGCAGUUACAAGAGCAACAGGCACAGCAGAAACCACAGCUGCCACUCGGACAGCAGCAAGAACAGGAGCAGCAUUCACAACAGCAACAGGUACAGCAGAAGCCACAGCUGGGACAGCAGCGGCAGUCACCACAGCAAGAGCUACAGGAGCAGCUUCAGCAGCGGCAACACCUUACACCGCCACAGAAGCGACUAGAGGAUCCUCCGAAUCCACUUCAGCAGCCAGAGCAGGAACAACAACAAGCGCUAUCCCUGUCAGCGAAACCACAACCACAGCCGGGGCAGCAGCAGCUCCAGCAGCAGCAGAACUUGUUCUCACGACGCCCGAAGCCAUCACCAGUUUUGCAAAAUCCACAGAUGCAGGAGCAGCAGCAGCUUCAGCAGAUGCUGUCGCCAUCGCAGCGGCCAUCGCAGAAGCCGGAGUCGCUGCAACAGCUCCAGCAAGAGCAGCAGUCAUUGUCAAUGCAGAAGCCAGUACGUAAACCACGGCAGCCACGCCGGCGUCAACAGCAGAGGCUGUCACGUCUUCAGAAGCCACUUCAAGAGCUCGAGCAGCCGCAUCAGCAGCAACAGCAGCGCAUAUUGCCACCACAGCAGCCACAGCAGAAUUCGCCGAAGCCAGAUCUACAUCAGCAAGAGCAGCAGCUCCAGCAGCUGCAGCAGGUAUUGUCGCCACAGAAUUCAGACAGGAAUUCAACGAAUCCGGGCCUUCAGCAGCAACAGCAGGUAUUGGUACUACAGCAGCCAUCUCAGCAACCUGAGCCGCAGCAAGAGCAGCUCCAGCAAGGGCCGCAGGUAUCAUCGCCACAGAAGCCAGAGCGGAAUUCGGCGAAGCUAGACCUGCAGCAGCAACAGCAGCAGGUAUUGCCACCACAUCAGUCCUCGCAGCACUCUGAGCAGCAGCAGCAAAUUCAGCAACAGCAACCGCUAUUAGCACCACAGACACCACAGCAAAACUCGCCGAGCCCAGGCCUGCAACAUCGACAGCAUCAGGUAUUGCCAAUACAGCCGUCACCGCAGCUCGCUGAACAGCAGCAGCAGCAGCAGCAGCAGCAGCAGCUCCAGCAAGAGCACCAGCUAUUGACACCACAGAAGCCAGAGCAUAGUACACCGAAGCCAGACCUGCCGCAGCCACAAAUUCAGAUGCCACUCCACCAGCCAUCACAGCACCAUGAGCAGCAGCAGCAUCCGGGCCAGCAACAACUGCAGCUAUCGCCGCCACAGAAGCCAUCACAGAGUUCUCAGCAGCCAGACCUUCUGCAGCAGCAGCAGUCCCAGACUCAAACACCACUGCAGCAGCCCGAGCAUCCGAAUGAGCAGCAGCAGCAGCAGUCACGCCUAUUGACGCCACAAGAGUCAUCACAGCAACAGCAGAUCUUGUCGCAAUUAAAGCCACCGCAAAAUACGCAGAAGCGGGAGCCGCAUGAACAGCUGCAGCAGCAGACACCGACUCAAAUAGCACUGCAGCCACCUGAGCAGCCGGAUCAGCAGGAGCGGCAGCAACAGGCUCCGCAGUCGCUGGAAACACAGCAACAGGAAAAGCAGCAGCAAGAAGAGCCAGUUCAGGAGCAACGGCAAAAGUCACGACGUCGAAAGAGGAAACGUUUGCAGCGAAACCUGCAGUAAACCAUGCAGCAAGCAUUCGAUGUUACUGUGUUCAAAGACUGCGAACAUAAACUGAUUGCAGCUGAUCAGUGUAAAGAAGCAUAAUAAAAUUCGGGUUCCUUAUA